AUGGGUUGUCUGGUCUCCCACAUUCCAGGCUCGCUGCGUAUUCUUCUAGAGGCCUACGCGCCUCCCGGUUCGGUAGAGUACGCCCCGCACAUCGGAGUCGCGUUGACCUCCUUUGUCGCCGUAUACGUGGGGUACCUCUACCUUCAGAGCUGGAGAGAGGCAGCGGUCGUUUUCAAUGUUCCCAUCCCAUUCGAAGUGCGCAAGAACGGAUCGAUCAAGGCAUGGGAUGAGGUUCAGGGCCAGCCGAAACUGGUGUUGCAGGAUCAAGCUCGCGGAAAAUGGAGCCAUCAACUGAUUAUGAGCUACUGUCCUGCUGAUGGGAGGGUGCUCGGUGAUGGAAUCAAGCCCGCCACCGUCGAAGAUAUCAACGAGGUCGUUCGGGUUGCGAAAGCUGCUCAGCCGGAGUGGGCAAAGACUACGUUUGCGGAGCGCAGAAAAGUUCUCCGGACACUGUUGAAAUAUGUCCUAGACCACCAAGAAGACCUCGUUACCGCAUGCUGUCUCGAUUCGGGUAAAACAAAAGUUGACGGCUCAUUCGGCGAGAUCCUUGUGACGGUGGAGAAGCUCAAGUGGACAAUCGACCAUGGCGAGAAGGCACUGCUACCAGAGCAGAGGCCGACCAACUUCCUGAUGAUGUACAAGAAAAACACAGUCACGUACGAACCCCUAGGCGUAGUGGGUGCCUGUGUGUCCUGGAACUACCCGUUACACAACUUCAUCGGUCCGAUCAUCAGCGCGCUUUUUACCGGUAACGCAGUUGUUGUCAAACCGUCCGAGCAGACCGCAUGGUCUGCGAUCUACUUCCUCGAUAUGGUGCGUGGUGCGCUCUCUAGCUGUGGCCACUCACGCGAUCUGGUCCAGACGCUAGUCUGUCUACCCAAUGUUGCCGAUGCAUUCACAUCGCACCCUGAUAUUGCGCAUCUAACCUUCAUCGGAUCACGACCUGUUGCCCACCAUGUCUGCACAUCAGCAGCAAAGUCACUAAUCCCCGUAUGUGUCGAGCUGGGGGGCAAAGACCCAGCUGUGAUCUUGGACGACUCCCGCACUCUCCGAAACCUCUCUUCCAUCGCGUCUCUCCUCAUGCGCGGCGUCUUCCAAUCUUCUGGCCAGAACUGCAUCGGUAUCGAGCGUAUUAUCGCUCUUCCCAGCGCAUAUGAACGCCUCAUCGAAAUUGUAACCCCACGCAUUCAAAAUCUACACCUCGGCUCUGUCCUGCUCGAUACCGCAACCCCAGACGUUGGUGCGAUGAUCUCACCUGUCUCCUUUGCCAAUCUUGAGACACUAAUCAACGAAGCGGUGCAACAAGGCGCACGUCUCCUUGCCGGCGGCACCGAACAUAAACACCCAGUCCACCAACACGGCCACUACUUUACACCAACCCUGCUAGUUGACGUGACACGCGACAUGCGUAUCGCGCAGACAGAGCUCUUCGCCCCCGUGUUCCUCAUGAUGCGUGCCGAGUCCGUAUCCGACGCAAUCGCUAUCUCAAACUCAACUCCCUACGCACUAGGCGCCAGCGUCUUCGGGCACCGACAAGCGGACGUGCAAGCUUGCGUGUCGAAAAUCUCCGCCGGGAUGGUAGCGAUCAACGACUUCGGUGCCUUUUACGCUGUGCAGCUGCCGUUCGGCGGUGUUCGCGGAUCUGGAUAUGGCCGGUUCGCGGGUGAGGAGGGACUGCGCGGUCUGUGCAAUCUCAAGGCUGUUUGCGCUGAUCGGUUCCCUACUUUGAUUGGUACUGGCAUCCCGCCGCGUGUGGACUAUCCUAUUCAGAAUCGAGACAACGCGGCGGACGCUAAGGGUGGUGUUGCAGCUUGGGAGAUGUGUAAGGGCAUCGUUGAGACGGGAUAUCAGUUGACGCUGGAUGGGCGUCUUGCUGGUAUUCUGCGGUUGUUGAGAAAUCUAUGA
Messenger RNA from Penicillium digitatum Pd1, 1905 nucleotides. Lineage: Eukaryota; Fungi; Ascomycota; Eurotiomycetes; Eurotiales; Aspergillaceae. The record is from RefSeq and is a predicted model, not a curated record.